Molecule: messenger RNA, 2097 nt
Organism: Coffea arabica (coffee)
Lineage: Eukaryota; Viridiplantae; Streptophyta; Magnoliopsida; Gentianales; Rubiaceae
Product: L-type lectin-domain containing receptor kinase IV.1-like
Biological process (GO): protein phosphorylation
Molecular function (GO): carbohydrate binding; protein kinase activity; ATP binding
Source: RefSeq, a predicted model, not a curated record
AUGUCAUUCACACUAGUAACAACAUUCCUGGCCCUUCUUGUAAUAGUUCACAUAGGAGCUGAUUCAGCAGCACCUGAUGACGUUGGGUUCAUCUAUGAAGGAUUUCAAUCAUCAAAUCUAAGCCUGGACGGCAUAGCCAAAAUUACCGACAAUGGCCUCUUAAGGAUAACCAACAUCACCAAGUUACAAAUGGGGCAUGCCUUCUAUCCUGAUCCCAUCAAUUUCAAGAGCGCGUCUAAUGGCCCAGCUUUCUCUUUUUCCACCCAAUUUGUGUUUGCAAUAUUGCCUGAAGUCUCAGGCCUGAGUGGUCAUGGAAUGGCUUUCGUGAUCGCACCAACAAGAGGCCUCCCAGGAGGGCUUCCCACACAGUUCCUUGGCCUCUUCAAUGAUAGCACCAAUGGAAAUGCAAGUAAUCAUGUUUUCGCGGUGGAGCUCGACACUAUCCAAACCCAUGAGUUUAACGAUAUCAACGACAACCAUGUUGGAAUUGACAUUGACUCCUUGUUUUCUACAGCAUCGCAGCCAGCAAGUUACCGAGAUAAUAACAAGAAUUCAUUUGACAACUUAACUCUUAGUAGUGCGCAGCGGAUGCAACUCUGGGUGGAAUAUGAUGGGGAGAGUAAGGUAAUCAAUGUUACAUUAGCUCCAAUUGCAGCGGCUAAACCAAAUACUCCUCUUUUGUCAUUGUCAUAUGAUCUUUCGCCUAUUCUACGGCAAACCAUGUAUGUUGGCUUCUCCGCAUCUACUGGUUCACUAGCAGCAGCUCAUUUUGUACUGGGAUGGAGCUUCAAGAUGAAUGGUGUUGCUCAAGCACUUGACCUCUCUCGACUUCCCAAGCUACCUCGAUUUGGACCCAAGAAGGUAUCGAAAUUUUUUACUGUAGGAUUGCCACUAAUUUGCACAUUUUUGUUGUUGCUCGUAAUAUCUGGAGUAGCUUAUCAUCUAAGGAGGAAGUGGAAGUUUGCAGAGGUGAUGGAAGAAUGGGAGCUUGCCUAUGGACCCCAUAGAUUUAAGUAUAAAGACUUGUACAUAGCCACCAAAGGUUUUAGAGAAAAGGAGCUGCUGGGGGCAGGGGGAUUUGGCAGGGUCUACAAAGGAGUAUUGCCUACUAACAAGAUGGAAGUUGCUGUCAAGAAGGUAUCUCAUCAAUCAAGACAGGGAAUGAGAGAAUUUAUUGCAGAAAUCAUCAGUAUUGGUCGCUUACGCCACCGAAACUUAGUACCCCUCUUGGGCUAUUGUCGGCGUAAAGGAGAGCUACUUUUAGUAUAUGAAUUUAUGUCCAAUGGUAGUCUUGACAAAUUUCUCUACAAUCAACCCAAGUCCACCCUUAACUGGAGCCAGAGACUUCGAGUCAUCAAAGGCGUAGCGUCUGGAUUAUUCUAUCUACAUGAAGAAUGGGAGCAAGUAGUCAUUCACAGAGAUGUCAAAGCCAGUAAUGUAUUGAUAGAUGCUGAAUUGAAUGGAAGAUUAGGAGAUUUUGGCCUCGCGAGGCUAUACGAUCAUGGGACUCUCCCUCAAACCACCCACGUAGUAGGAACUAUUGGAUACCUUGCCCCUGAGCACAACAGAACAGGUAAGGCCACAACUAGCACUGAUGUAUAUGCUUUUGGGGCCUUUUUACUAGAGGUUGCCUGUGGUAGAAGGCCAAUAGAUCCACAAGCACCAGAAGAGGAUGUGAUAUUGGUUGAUUGGGUAUUCUCGUGCUGGAAAGCAGGUGAUAUUCUCCGGGCAGUUGAUCAAAAUCUGGGCACUGAGUAUGUGAAGGAAGAGGCAGAAUUGGUGUUGAAGCUAGGCUUGUUAUGCUCUCAUUCAGAACCUAGCAUUAGGCCAAGUAUGCGGCAAGUUCUGCUGUAUUCGGAUGGAUCAGUUCUGCUACCAGAGUUGUCAUCACUUGGCAUUUCUGCUGUUGGUCUGGGGUUCGCCAAUCCUGGUAGCUCCGAUGGAAUUUCCUCCUCGUUGUCUUCCAUGGACAAGGGCUUUUCACAUACUGUAACUGAAUCUAUUCUCUCUGGUGGUAGGUGAUCAAGAAGCAAAUGUUUCUGGUUUUAAAAAUGUUAUUCGAUAUUAUGUUCAAAGAGUAAGUUUGAUUUUGUAAUU